Molecule: messenger RNA, 633 nt
Organism: Pseudocercospora fijiensis CIRAD86
Lineage: Eukaryota; Fungi; Ascomycota; Dothideomycetes; Mycosphaerellales; Mycosphaerellaceae
Exons: 2
Biological process (GO): mycotoxin biosynthetic process
Source: RefSeq, a predicted model, not a curated record
CUCGACGCCAUCACCUGGAAUACCCACCCCUCACUAUGGCGAGCCGAACCCAGCGACGAAGGCGACAAGCUCUGGACCCAGAAUUGGGACUCCCAUCCCAUGCUGAUCCCGCUGCAAGAUCUGAAGAACCUGAACCAGGACCUCGAUUACGUCGCUCGGUGGCUAGAUGAUGAGAGUAUGGGCAUGGUAGGGAGUCAAGCCCAUCAUUUACUCCAUUGCAUCGAUGUCCUUCGCAAAGCCGUCUGGACGGAUCAUUAUUGGCCGAAAGGGAAUCUUAACCCUGGGCAUCGCACGCAUCAGACGCAUUGUGUGGAUUUGCUGAGGCAGGAUGUCAUGUGUCGCGCUCCGAUGGAUGUGUAUCCCUUGAUCUGGAUGGAAGGCGAAUCGCAGCCCACGCCUAAUUUCAAUAUCAGUAUGCAGUGUUCCGAUUGGGAUGGGAUGUGGGCUUGGUGGCGUGAGAGGCAGAUGAGUGAUGCUGAUGUUGAUAGGGUGUGGGUCAAACCUUGGGAUGUCAAACAGUGGCCUGCUCCAGAUGGCUUGGCGGAGGAGAAUUUGGCGCUUAAGGAAAUUUGUAGUAGACCGAAUGUUACGUGCUCGGUUGGGGGAGAGGAGGUGGACUUCUCUAGCGAGUAG